Molecule: messenger RNA, 372 nt
Organism: Nipponia nippon (crested ibis)
Lineage: Eukaryota; Metazoa; Chordata; Aves; Pelecaniformes; Threskiornithidae
Source: RefSeq, a predicted model, not a curated record
GCAGUGGAGCAUCCAAGUGUCCCCGAAGACCCUGAGUACGUUCGGGUCAGAACCUAUGAAUCCCAAAUGGUCAUCCGUCCCCACAAAACCUUUGAUGAGAACGGUUUCGACUACUUGCUGACCUACAGCGACAACCCGCAGACUGUGUUUCACCGUUACUGUGUCAGCUGGAUGGUCUCGAGCGGUAUGCCAGAUUUCCUGGAGAAGCUGCACACGGCAGCUCUGAAAGCCAAAAAGAUGGAGAUUGAAGUGCGGGACUAUAUGUCUGCCAAGCCCAUCGAGAGCGGUGGCAGCGAGGGGAAGGCGAGUAUGGCAGCAGCGGAGCACAAGAGCGAUGGCACCUGCAGCCCUGCCCAGCUGGAAUACGCCUGA